Sardina pilchardus (European sardine) is the source of this 1428-nucleotide messenger RNA. Its product is annotated as maternal B9.10 protein-like. Lineage: Eukaryota; Metazoa; Chordata; Actinopteri; Clupeiformes; Clupeidae. Bases 162 to 1118 code for a protein of 318 amino acids. Gene Ontology annotation, biological process: negative regulation of mitotic cell cycle; negative regulation of cell population proliferation. The transcript has 5 exons. Gene Ontology annotation, cellular component: nucleus; cytoplasm. The record is from RefSeq and is a predicted model, not a curated record.
GCUUCGUUUGCGCGCGUGCUGCAAACUUUUGGGCAGAGUCAAGACAAGCCAAACUGUCAGUUACACGUUGUCAACUGAGCACCGUCGUCCAAACAUCAAUCUAGCCUAAUAUAGCCGAUUUUCUCCAAGCAGGAAAUAUAUGAUUAUUGUCGAGAUCAAGUAUGAAGAAAGAAAUUGAAGCAGCAGGGGCUUUCCUGAAAAAUCUGAUAAAAAGGUCUGACAAGUUGAAUUUGGAACAAGCUGAUAUCUUUGUAGAACAGCUCAUAUGUGUUUUGCAAGAGAAGUACAAAGCUCAUUGGUACCCAGAAAAUCCCACAAAAGGCCAAGCAUUUAGGUGUAUUCGUGUCAAUGGUAACCAUAGCUUGGAUGUAGAAUUGCUUUUGGCAUGCCAGAAAAGUGGUGUACAGUACUGCUACUUAGGCUUGCCUUUAGAACUCACCCUCUGGGUGGAUCCAGGAGAGGUUAGUUGCAGGUACAGUGAAGACACUCCACCCUUUACGCUCGCAAGGUUCAUUGGAGAUGAUGAUGAUAAUGAUGGUGAUGAUGAUAAUGGGAAAGUCUUGCUGAAAGUGAGCAGUGCCUUGGAAAAAGUCACCUCUGACUAUCAUUCGGAGACCUCAUCAGAUGAUGAUUGUGUCUGUGUGUCCCCACCUCCUGAGAAUGACAGCGCUUAUGCCACCCUUCCUUCAGAGAGGGACAGAGAUAGUGGCAAGGCUUCUCAAAGCAUUUUUGGUGUGACCUCGUCUCCGGAGAACAACACUUUUAGUGGCACUUUGUCACCACCAAAUAGGCAUGGUGGAGUCACCACUACACCUCCUCAGCACAGAAGCCCCCCUUUACAGGUUGUUUACUCCGAUGCACAACCAUUGUCACCACUCUCCUGGAGAAUACCUGUGAGAUCUCCUGUUGAGCCUCGACCCUAUGUUAUGCUGAAUACACGUGCCCGGCCCUUUCCGACGGUCAGGCCCCAUGGCUGGUCAAGGCCUGUCUACCGCAAUCCUAUGUGGAGCUGCUCGUCUGCCCGAUCGCACCAUGGUAAUACUGCAGCAUUUUGGUCUGCGGCUGGGAAUGAAAGAAGAUUUGAUGGAAGGAUGAAUUUAAGCAGACCACUAAAGUAACAUGACCAAAUUUUGUUUGGCUUUUUUAAAAUAAUGAGUCACUACUUUCACUUUUGUGUGUUUCGACUUGCUAUAUAACAUUUUUGCACUUUAGGUGGCUUGUCAUAUGGAGUUGUAUCUCUGUACGUUUUUUUUUUUGAUUAACCGGCAAAUUUUGUUUUAUUUAUGUAUAAUGUGUAAUGCCAACAUUGCUCUGUGAUGCAGGCCUAUAUGAAUAUUGUCAGCAGCUAAUAUUUAAAAGACAGUAUUGUAUUUAUUCGCACAAUGGUGUUAAUCAUGAUGGAAAAUAAACAUGAAUGUCUAACCUCUA